AAAUACCCGCCGAUUCACGAGCCAUCAUCAGCGGCCCAGCCGAUCUGCAUUUCAAAGUCGGCAGCGCAAUUAUACUCAACUGUCAUGUGCAACAGCCGAGCAUUCGUGAUAUUGGACCGAUUUAUUGGUAUCGCGGCGAGCAUAUAAUCACGCCCUUCGAACUCGACGACGAUGACGACGACGACGAGGCUGAUAAUAAUGUUGCUCAUGCUGAUGAUGCCGAGGAGUUGGAGAGCAACGACAACAAUGGACACGUGAAUGCCUACGCCGAAGGAGCAACGCUGCAUAAGCGCCAGCCAUCAUCGCUUGCAAACAAUGAGGUGGAAGUUGAUGUGACAGCGACGAUAACAAAUGUCAAUGCAUUGGCUGCUGCAGGCAGUCGCAGUAGCAAGGGCAACUCAGGUCGCAGCCGUGCAGCGAUGGCUAUAGCGGCGGCGACCACGACAGCUCUGCAUGAUGGCUUAACCAACGACAUAACACCGGACUUCACAGCGCGCAUAGCAAUGGAAUCACAGCUGGGUGAUACAAUGAAAUCAAGGUUGCGCAUUUCGAAUGCACAAACAACGGAUACAGGGAAU
Messenger RNA from Rhagoletis zephyria (snowberry fruit fly), 578 nucleotides. RefSeq lists its product as uncharacterized. Lineage: Eukaryota; Metazoa; Arthropoda; Insecta; Diptera; Tephritidae. The record is from RefSeq and is a predicted model, not a curated record.